Molecule: messenger RNA, 3230 nt
Organism: Drosophila rhopaloa
Lineage: Eukaryota; Metazoa; Arthropoda; Insecta; Diptera; Drosophilidae
Product: interference hedgehog
Exons: 2
Coding region: 310-2916 (868 amino acids)
Biological process (GO): axon guidance; cell-cell adhesion
Cellular component (GO): axon; plasma membrane
Molecular function (GO): protein binding
Source: RefSeq, a predicted model, not a curated record
UCCCGGUUCCAAAUCCAGUUCCAGCAUCCCCACAGAAUAAUAAAUGCCAUUGUUUAUUUGACUUGUUGAGUGCAUGUGCUUGUCCGGUGGCUUCGGGUCCCGAUCGAAGCCCAAAUUACAGAUACAUUGAUUUUAUGGACCUGGAUCGUUACACGUUAAUGUGGCUCACGAUUCCACAUACACACACAGACAUAUAUAAGCCAUAAGUGAUGCGCGAUUGCCAAGAGUAAAAACUGUUAACUGCGCAAACGCAACCGCGUUUUUUGACCCAGAACCAAUCGAAAAACGUAGAAGAAAGCAGCCCCCUUAAUGACGCUGCUCACAUCCUCGCUGCUGCUCUUUUCGCUGCUGACGUCGCGACUCGAAGCAAUUCCGGUUUCAGAGAAAUCCCCCGCUCACCCUUCACCUGGCGUGCGAAUUCUUCGCGCACCCGAAUCUUUGGUGGCGCCCCUCGGAGACGAGGUGGUGCUGGAGUGCGAGACCAGUUUGCAACCAGAGCGCUUCGAGUGGAGCCACCGAUCUAGCAAGUCCCCAGGAGGCGGGUUCAAAUACCUUCGGACAGGCAACUCCAAGGCGAAUGUAUCCCACGAGGCGGCUAUUUCGCGGCUCAGGGUGCUCGUCCGACCGGACACUCUAGGGGAGUACCGAUGUAUUGGCUGGUUCGGUCCCCUGGUGGUCACCUCCACCACGGCCCGACUGGAGAUGGCCAGCACUAGCCUAGUGGGCCCAAAGGAAUCGGUUUCACCCCUCCAAUGGCGGGUCGCUGCAGGGAAUUCGGUGCUCUGGCCCUGCGGUCAGCAGGUGCAAUCCAAUCCAUCUGCCACUUGGUCUUACUACCGGAAUGGAGUGGAAAUUAAAGCCGAAUUCCCCGGAACUAGUGGAAAUGUCUUUCUGACCAAUGUAUCCUCCGAGUCCUCAGGCAGCUAUUCUUGUCAGGCCACGAACCCUGCCUCUGGCGAAAGAAUCCAGCCGUCCGCAUCGCUGCACCUGCAGGUUACUUCAACCCAGAGGUCGCAAAGCAAUUCCCCACAUUGGCUCAAGGGCCAGCCCAACUCCCAAACAAUAACGGCCCGAGAAGGAAGCUCGCUCCUGCUGAUGUGCCCUGGGGUUGGCUCACCGCCACCCACUGUUGUCUGGAGCAGUCCCGAUGUACUGGGAGCUGUUAAAAACAGGCGUUCAAAAGUAUUUGACCAUGCUUUGGAGAUAUCAGACAUCCAAGUUCAGGAUGCAGGCACCUAUAUCUGUUUCCAGGACAAUGGAGUGCGUCCCGCGCUGGAGCACUAUAUACAAGUGCGCGUACAGCGUCCGCCGCAAAUUGUGCGACCACCUUCGGCGAAUCUUACCAACGAGGGUGAACGGUUGCAGCUGGAGUGCGAAGCCACGGGAGUCCCUACGCCAGAGAUCUACUGGCUCCUGAACGGACACAGCAGCACAGAUGAUACGGAGGCUGAACUGUCCAAUAAUAUUCUGAUACUGCACAGUGUCCUGAAGCGUCAUGCCGGCUAUGUGCAGUGUUUUGCCCGAAAUAGUCUGGGAGAGCACAGUGCGGGAACCCUGCUACAAGUUAAUCCCAAGCAGAUCCAAGAGCCGAGAGAAUCGGGAGGAAUCCACCGACCGAAGCCUAACCAGGGGCCCAAGCAGAAGCAGAUGUUUCCACCAUCUCCCCCAAAUGUUACCCGACUGACCGAUGAAUCCGUGAUGCUCCGCUGGAUGGUGCCUCGCAACGACGGAUGGCCUAUUGUCAUCUUUAAGGUGCAGUACCGCAUGAUGGGAAAGAGCAAGAACUGGCAGACCACCAACGAUAAUAUACCCUACGGAAAACCCAAAUGGAACUCGGAGAUGGGCAAAAGUUUUACCGCCUCGGUGACAGACUUGAAGCCCCAGCACACCUAUCGUUUUCGCAUUCUAGCUGUCUACUCCAACAACGAUAACAAGGAAAGCAAUAAAUCAGCCAAGUUUUACCUCCAGCCAGGAGCAGCACUUGAUCCAAUGCCAGUGCCGGAGCUAUUGGAGAUCGAGGAACAUUCGGAAACAGCAGUGGUACUGCACUGGAGUUUGGCCAGCGAUGCGGAUGAAGAUCUGAUCACAGGAUACUACGCUUACUAUCGCCCCUCGUCCUCAGCGGGCGAAUAUUUCAAGGCCACCAUUGAGGGAGCCCAAGCGAGGAGCUUUAAAAUCGCGCCCCUGGAAACGGCCACCAUCUACGAGUUCAAGCUGCAGUCCUUUAGCGCCGUCUCCGCUUCCGAAUUCAGUGCCCUCAAGCAGGGACGCACACAGCGUCCCAAGACCAGCACCACCGAGGAGCCAAUCCAACCAAUGGGUGACCGAGAUACGACCACGCCCAGUCACAACGAGACGUUCAGCAUGAGUCCCAUGCUGACAGGUACAAUUUGUGGCGGAGCAGUCCUUAUCCUACUUUUAGUCAGCACUUGCUUGUGCGUAUGCCGGCGAAAGAGUUCUCGAGGCAGGGGAAACAAUCAAAACAAGCCGAGAAUGGCGGAUCUACGGGAAGAUUUCGUGCCACUGGGAAACUGCUCGCCCUCUAAGCAGCGCCAGCGAACCCGUCACAUACAUAUCACCCUCAAUCCGCUGGCUCAACAGCAGCAGCAGGCGAUGGAGGAGAAGAACGACAGCGAACAGGAUGUGGCUUACUACCAGCGACAGUCCAGCUACGACUACGAUCCCGGCCUGCGGAGGAUGUCCUCUUCCUCGCUGCGUCGCUCACAACGCACGCUGGAACGUGCCGGCGGCAGUAAUGGCUCUAACAAUGGAAACAAUAACAAUCUAAAUCAAUCCUCAGAGGUAGGUCCAGUCGAAAAUCCCGGUAAGCCGGGUCGUGUACUAAAGAAGCGUCCCCGGUUGUCCAGUCGCUCCGAGAACCUUUCUUCCGGCAGCCUUAACAGCGUGGGCGUGUAAUCGCAAUCUCGUGAUCUUUAGUCUGUACAUCCUUAAGGCCGAUGUAUCAUGCUAUUCCUCUACCUCUGUUUUAUCUACCAUUUUGAAUGACAAAACCCUUACUGUUUGUACUUAUACGAAUACCACAUAGAGUUAAGGUACUUAAAUAGACAUCACUAGAUUUAUGCAUGCAUGAUCGUUUAAGAACAUAGCAUUAUGUCCAUUCUAUGGUAAGUCUUCCAAGUUUCGCGAUAAGAUCCCAAUCUGUACUGAUAGCUUCUUAAUGACCUUUACAAAAAUGACAAUAAAGCUUGUAGCUUCAUCUUUUUACCUUA